Molecule: messenger RNA, 579 nt
Organism: Alnus glutinosa
Lineage: Eukaryota; Viridiplantae; Streptophyta; Magnoliopsida; Fagales; Betulaceae
Exons: 5
Coding region: 1-501 (166 amino acids)
Biological process (GO): translation
Cellular component (GO): ribosome; cytosolic small ribosomal subunit
Molecular function (GO): structural constituent of ribosome
Source: RefSeq, a predicted model, not a curated record
AUGACACAGCUGCUUUACUCUCUCUCUCAACUCAGUCCAUUUCUCAACUCUCUCGUCUCACUCGUCUAUCUAUGUCUCACUCUCUCAGACACCGUCGGCCACCACCUGUCGCCGCUCUCCGUCGACCACAGAAAACCAGCAAUAACCAGAAAAAAGAGAAAGAAGAAGGAAAAAGACGCUUCAGCUGAUCAGAUCCACAAAUCUGGAAGACAUGAUCCAGAAAAAGCAAUCAGCUCCACUCGCGGCUGCCAUCUCUGCUGUCAGGAGCUUGAAUUUGUGAGGAUGGUGAGAGUCAGUGUGUUGAAUGAUGCUCUCAAGAGCAUGUACAAUGCCGAGAAAAGGGGGAAGCAACAGGUCAUGAUCAGGCUGUCCUCCAAAGUGAUCAUCAAGUUUCUUCUGGUCAUGCAGAACCAUGGUUUGUUCGAUUGCGUUCUUAUAAUUUUAUUUAUUUUUUUAUUUUGUUUUGAAGGUUAUAUUGUGGAGUUUGAGUAUAUAUGUUGACGAUCACAGAUCUGGAAAAUUUGAGGUUGAAUUGAAUGGAAGGUUGAACAAGUGCGGGGUUAUAAGUCCUCGAUUUGA